AUGUCCAAGCGGAAAGCGUCCACGCUUUACGAGGCCGACGCCGGUUUUGGAGACCUUCUCCAGCCGGAAUAUAAGGGCAAAAAGCUCGCGGACGAAAUUAACACCGUUGAUGACAAAUGGAAUCUUUUACCGGCGUUUUUGAAAGUCAAGGGACUUGUCAAGCAGCAUUUGGACUCGUUUAAUUUCUUUGUCGAUGUCGAUUUGAAGAAGAUCGUCCAGGCCAACGAAUUGGUGUUGUCAGACGUGGAUCCAGACUUCUACUUGAAAUAUUUGGACAUCAGGGUGGGCCACAAAUCAACGUCUUCACCAGGCACCAAAGAGGUGAUUUUGCCUCCCCACGAGUGUCGAUUACGGGAUUUGACUUAUUCGGCGCCCAUAUACGUGGAUGUGGAGUACACACGCGGGAGAAAGAUUAUCAUGCACAAAGACUUGGAAAUCGGAAGAAUGCCCAUCAUGUUGAAGUCCAACAAGUGUAUUUUGGACGGCAUCAACGACCACCAAAUGGCCAAGUUAGACGAGUGCCCCAUUGACCCUGGUGGGUAUUUCAUUGUCAAUGGUACGGAAAAGGUCAUUUUGAUCCAGGAACAGCUCUCCAAGAACAGAAUCAUCGUAGAAGCCGAUGAAAAAAAGGGCAUUGUCCAGGCAUCGGUAACAUCGUCCACCCACGAACGUAAGUCCAAGACCUAUGUUAUCACGAAAAAUGAGAAAAUAUACCUCAAACACAACUCCAUUGGCGAAGAUGUUCCCAUUGUCAUUAUUCUCAAAGCCGCUGGAAUCACUUCGGACCUUGAAAUUUUGCAACUUGUGUGCGGAAGCAACCCGCAGUACCAGGACCUUUUUGCCGUGAACUUUGAGGAAGCGGCUCGUUUGGAGGUUUUCACCCAACAACAGGCUCUAAACUAUGUUGGUAAACGAGUGAAAACGGUCCGGAGAGCAGGCGCACCCAAAUUGUCUCAGCUCCAAGAAGGUAUCGAGGCUAUUGCAACAACCAUAAUUGCCCAUAUAACAGUUGAUGACUUGCAGUUCCGUGAAAAGGCGCUUUACAUUGCCAUGAUGGCCAGAAGAGUGCUCAUGACAAUGCACAAUCCCAAAAUGGUGGACGACCGAGAUUACGUGGGAAACAAGCGGUUGGAACUUGCGGGCCAGCUUAUGUCGUUGCUCUUUGAAGAUUUGUUCAAAAAGUUCAACAGCGAUUUCAAGGCAAAUAUAGACAAAAUCUUGAAGAAACCAAGCCGUGCGCUGGAGUUCGAUGCAUUGCUCUCGAUCAAUAUUCAUUCCAACAAUAUCACCAUGGGUAUGAACCGUGCGAUUUCCACAGGGAACUGGUCGCUCAAGCGUUUCAAGAUGGAAAGAGCCGGGGUUACCCAUGUUUUAUCACGACUCUCGUACAUUUCAGCGUUGGGAAUGAUGACCAGAAUAUCUUCUCAGUUUGAAAAGUCUCGUAAAGUUUCCGGCCCCAGAGCUUUACAGCCUUCACAGUUUGGUAUGUUGUGCACCUCCGAUACCCCAGAAGGUGAAGCCUGUGGGUUGGUCAAAAACUUGGCAUUGAUGACCCAUAUCACCACUGAUGACGAGGAAGAGCCCAUAAGACUGGUUUGUUUCGCCUUAGGAUGUGAAGAUAUUCUCGAGGUGGACUCGGCGACUUUGCACGCCGAUGGAAAUUUUGGCAUUUAUCUCAAUGGUACCAUUAUAGGAACCACUCGAUUCCCGGCUCAAUUUGUGGGAAAUUUCAGAGCUCUUCGUCGAUCUGGAAAAGUUUCACCGUUCAUAUCGAUUCAUACAAACACCCACCAAAAUGCCGUGCAAAUAGCUACCGAUGGAGGUCGGGUUUGUCGUCCUUUGAUUAUUGUCGAUUCCAAAAACAAAGCCAAUGUGAAGGCUGUGCAUUUGAAAAAGCUCAUGGCUGGUGAAUGGGUAUUUGAAGAUUUCAUCAAGCACGGUCUCGUCGAGUAUCUCGACGUCAACGAGGAAAACGACUCAUUUAUUGCAUUGUACGAGAGAGAUCUCGAAGCCAACCAAAAUAUCACCCAUUUGGAAAUCGAGCCUUUCACGGUUUUGGGUGCGGUUGCCGGGUUAAUUCCUUACCCACACCACAACCAGUCGCCCAGAAACACCUACCAGUGUGCUAUGGGUAAGCAAGCAAUUGGAGCCAUAGCAUACAACCAGUUCCGCAGAAUUGACACCUUGUUGUACUUGAUGGUAUACCCGCAACAACCCAUGGUGAAAACCAAAACCAUCGAGCUUAUAGACUACGACAAGUUACCAGCAGGCCAGAAUGCCACUGUGGCAGUGAUGUCGUACUCGGGAUACGAUAUCGAGGAUGCUUUAGUGUUGAACAAAGCAUCAAUUGAUCGAGGUUUUGGUCGGUGUCAAGUGUUGAGGAAAAACACCGUGAAUCUUAAGCGGUACCCAAACCACACCAAGGACGUAGUUUCUGGUAUGAGAGUGGACGAGCAGGGUGAGCCUAUUUUCCCGCAUGCGUCACUUGGUCCAGAUGGAUUGGGAGAAGUUGGUAUGAAGGUGGAAAAUGGCCAGGUUUACGUCAACAAAUGUGUUCCCACCAAUGCCAGUGAAUCUGUAUUGGGAGCCAACGAACCUCAUCACCAGCAGAAUGUGGAAAGUCACCGAGAAACCCCAGCCUAUUACAGAGGCCCUGAACCUUCCUAUAUUGACCAGGUGAUGAUGUCUGUUAGUGACAACGACCAAACCUUGAUCAAGGUUUUGUUGAGACAAACCAGAAGACCCGAGCUUGGAGAUAAGUUUUCUUCUCGACAUGGCCAGAAAGGUGUGUGUGGAAUCAUCGUUCAGCAGGAAGACCUUCCAUUCAACGACGACGGUAUAGUGCCAGAUAUCAUUAUGAACCCACAUGGAUUUCCCUCACGGAUGACAGUGGGAAAAAUGAUUGAGUUGAUUUCGGGAAAAGCAGGUGUGCUCAACGGCAGCUUGGAGUACGGAACAUGUUUUGGCGGCUCCAAACUCGAAGAUAUGUCUGAGAUUUUGGUGAAAAAUGGCUUCAACUACUCUGGAAAAGAUAUGCUUUACUCUGGUAUAACUGGAGAAUGCUUGCAGGCCUACAUCUUCUUUGGACCCAUCUACUACCAGAAGUUGAAACAUAUGGUGUUGGACAAAAUGCAUGCCAGAGCAAGAGGCCCUAGAGCAGUUUUAACGAGACAGCCUACAGAAGGUCGUUCUCGUGAUGGUGGUUUGCGUUUAGGAGAGAUGGAAAGAGACUGUGUAAUUGCAUACGGAGCAUCCCAGCUCUUGUUGGAACGACUCAUGCUUUCCUCAGAUGCAUUUGAGGUUGAUGUUUGCAACAAUUGUGGACUUAUGGGAUACAACAGUUGGUGUACCAGUUGCAAGUCGUCAGAAAAUGUCAUUAAAAUGACAAUUCCGUACGCUGCCAAGUUGUUAUUCCAGGAGUUGUUGUCGAUGAACAUUGCCCCGCGUCUCAAGUUGGAUGACGUGUUUUAA
Messenger RNA from Meyerozyma guilliermondii ATCC 6260, 3471 nucleotides. RefSeq names its product DNA-directed RNA polymerase III core subunit. Gene Ontology annotation, cellular component: RNA polymerase III complex. Bases 1 to 3471 code for a protein of 1156 amino acids. NCBI's taxonomy places the organism in Eukaryota, Fungi, Ascomycota, Pichiomycetes, Serinales, Debaryomycetaceae. The transcript has a single exon. Gene Ontology annotation, molecular function: DNA binding; ribonucleoside binding; DNA-directed RNA polymerase activity. Gene Ontology annotation, biological process: DNA-templated transcription. The record is from RefSeq and is a predicted model, not a curated record.